Ctenocephalides felis (cat flea) is the source of this 488-nucleotide messenger RNA. RefSeq names its product cytochrome c oxidase assembly factor 4 homolog, mitochondrial. Gene Ontology annotation, biological process: mitochondrial respiratory chain complex IV assembly. The transcript has 2 exons. NCBI's taxonomy places the organism in Eukaryota, Metazoa, Arthropoda, Insecta, Siphonaptera, Pulicidae. The record is from RefSeq and is a predicted model, not a curated record. Gene Ontology annotation, cellular component: mitochondrial intermembrane space. The coding region runs from base 100 to 294 and encodes 64 amino acids.
AGUAUUAAGUAAUAAGUUUAAAUAUAUGUAUGCAGAAAUUUGCUUUAAAUGUUAACUACAGAAUAAAGCAAAAUAUUAGUUUAUUAGUUAGUUAUUACGAUGACCGAAAAUGAAAUUGAAGACCCAGUUGAAACAAUGUUAAAGAAAACAGGAUGUAUAGAUUUGCACUAUAAAGUUCAAGAAUGUAUAGCUGAGAAACAAGAUUGGAGAAAAUGCCAAGACGUUGUUCAAAAUUUUAAAGCAUGUAUGCAAGCUUAUACAACUAAACAAACUGAAAAAUACGCCAAUAAAUAAUAUCACUCUAAUAUUUUUAUUACUUCAAAAUGGUUUUAAAGAUAGUGAAAGGAUUAUUAACUAGUUCUGCUUAUAAAUAUAAAAUGGUGUUUGUUGUUAGAACAGACAUAGGUUUGCGUAGUGGUAAAAUAGCUGCUCAAUGUUGCCACGCUGCCAUUCUAUGCUACGAAAAGUCUUCAAUUACAAAUGAAAAA